CAGAAUAAAAGAAGCUACGCUCUGGAAAAUAACUUUAGUCUUCUAAGCAAGUGAACUAGGUGCGAAAAUGAAGUUAUUCGACAUAAAACUGACACUUUUCUUCGUGAAUAUAUUCCUUAUUAUCCACUGUGGCGGAACGAAGAAGGAAAAGAAGGCCAGCAGUAGUAAUAAUAAUGUAGAAAACAUCGCCGACAUUUUUGCUUACGUCGAUGAAGCGGUUAAAAAUUUCACAUUAAAAUUGACUGAUGAGAAAAAAAUUGUAAUGGUUUUGGGAAUAACUGGUUCUGGUAAAUCGACUUUAACGCUACACCUUUCUGGUGCCGAUUUAGAAGCGAUAGAAGAUCCAAUGGAUGGCACCAUUCGCAUUGUACAUAAUCUUAUUUCAAAUGAGACGUGGGCAUCAACGACAAUCGUGCCAAAUUUGUUGAUCGAUAAAAAAAAUCAAAUCGCCUACUAUGACUGUCCAGGAUUCAAAGAUAAUAACGAUGAAAUCAAAUACGAAAUUGCCAUUAAUUAUCUACUUAAAAAGUUAUGGGAACAUGCCAAACAGGUAAAACUUCUUUAUGUUUUGCCACAAGAUGCAUUUCAAGGAAGUAGUAGAGAUGGCUUAGAAGAAUUUGCCCUGCAUGGUGCUAUGAUGAUCACAGAUGUUGACCAUUAUAAAAAUGGUAUGGGUUUGGUAGUUACACGAGCUGAUCAUGCAAGAAAAGUGCCGGAUGACAAGCUUACGGCAUUUAAAGGCAAUUCACUGUUGCGCGGAAUGAACGGAUUGGACUAUCCUGACUUGGAAAUUGAAGAUAAAAUCAAACAUUUUGUUAAAAUAUUUUUAGAAAAAGAUGGUGAUAAAUAUAAGCGAAUUAGAAUUCAUCGAUUAGUAAGAGUUCCUGGAAAUUUGGACGAAAUGCCAGAAAUGGUUGAUGAAAAAAACUCCAUCACAGAUAUGGUAAAAUCACUUAAAUGGAUUGAUAAAAGAGAUAGCGAUUUUGGAUUUAGUUUGUCUGAGAAAGCCAUUUCCAUCAUUGGUAAAAUGAUCAAUAAAUUGGCUAAAAGUUUAGAUGAUGAUGAAUCUAAGAUUAGCGAAGAGAUCAAAGAAUUUUUUUCAAUCCAAAAGAACCAAGCUAUGGAUGUUAAAGAAAAAUUCGCUCUCUACGAAAAAGUACAACGAGCUUAUAAGGAAUUAUCUCAGAUCGCAUCUAAUCAUAACGAUAUUAAAUUGUUUGAAAGCGAACUUAAAAGUGCUACCUCUUCACUUGGUAUUCCAAUAUCGAAGCCACAUCGAGAUAGUUUGGAUAGACACAUUGAAAUGGUGUUUAAUUUUAUGAAAAUGAGCAAUUCCAAUUUACCGAGCUUCUUCAAAAUUGGAAACAAAUUGAAGAAAGCCAUCAACGAGCUCAACGAAGCUAAUGAAAAAUACAAACAGGCUAUAUACAAUGAGAUAAAUGAAGAUCUAAAAAAUGAGGUUCGUGCACUUUUCAGUGAAAUUGAAAUGUUUUAUUUAAAUCAGGAGAGUGAUGUCUCAGAUUUAUCUGUAUUAGACGAAAAAAUGCAUGCGGCAUUUAAAAAAUUAAAGUUCUCAUCCUAUUCGCCGACACCAGAAGUAUUUAUCAAAGAAAUUUUUAAGGAUUUGUCAGAUCUGAAACUCGAUGGAACAGGAAAAAUAACUGAAAUUUUAAAUAAAUUGAAGAAAAUUAUCAAUUUCAUAAUCUCCAUUGGAUACAAAAAUGACAAUGUAUUAUUAAAAUUAUUCAACGACCCAAGUGACAAAGUAAAAACUACAGAAAAGUAUCUGUCCGAUUCAUCGAAUUGGUACAGGUUUUUGUUGACUUUAUCCAAGUUUGAGGGGCAAUCUGACGACAAUCGCGAAAAAGCAAAGAAAAUAAUCGAGGAAAUAGCCCAACUUAUUCGUAACAAGGCAAGCCAUCUCAGCGAAAAUAUUUCAAAAUAUGCAUUAGCCAUGAAACUCACAUCUUUUGAUCUUAAGAAUAUUACAUUAAACACAUUUAAGCUGAAGUCGUUGGAAGCUUCAAUCAAUAUAAUCCAUAAUAAACCACCGCCAAAAACGCAGAAGGUAGAAUCGAAAUCAGAGAAACCGUUACCGAAAAACGAUGAACCAGAAAAUACCGAUAAACCAGAAAAGAACCCAACAAUUCAGAAAAUUGUCUUUAAAAACCCAAAAAUUGUCAUUAAAAAUCCGAAAGUCUUCGUAAGAAAACCUAUCGUGAAUAUUCCAAAAAUUCGUCGUAAUAAUCCUGUAAAGGCAUCAAAAUUGAAAAAAGAAUAAUCAUUUCCACCCAAAAUCUUUCCCACUUGAAUCUAAAAUGUCUUGAUUUAAAAUCAUAACAGCCAAUAUUUUUUGGUGCAUUUUUUGAUAGCUUAACUAAUAAAAUGAUCUUUUGGGACCGCUCCGUCACGUAGAAAAGUAUGAAAGUAUAUUUUAUUCACUUACAACAAUUUCUUUAUUGAUUCAAAUUGAUGCAUAAGUGUAAAUAAUAAAAAUUACAUUCAGAAAUA
Contarinia nasturtii (swede midge) is the source of this 2511-nucleotide messenger RNA. RefSeq lists its product as uncharacterized. Bases 68 to 2281 code for a protein of 737 amino acids. The transcript has 3 exons. Lineage: Eukaryota; Metazoa; Arthropoda; Insecta; Diptera; Cecidomyiidae. The record is from RefSeq and is a predicted model, not a curated record.